AUGUCCUUUCUACUUACCGCUUAUUCACAGAGAGCCGAAGCAUCAAGCUCAUUGUAUUGCAUCAGACUGAACGUGCAAAUGGCGCCUCGCAAGAAAACCUCCAGUCACGCAGUGCCGUGGCGUAGUGGUAAGAAGGCCGGAAAAAAGGGCAAUGUACGCAAUAGGAACCAGAUGAAGGCGAGCCCAGAUGCCCCCGCGUCUCCGGAUGUUACGUCGAAGUUCGAAGAGCCUUCGGUGCAGCCCAGUCCUCUGGAGAGUGAAUGUGAAGGGAAGGAUGAAUUUCACUAUGCGUCCAGUCGCCCCGGGGACCAGAUCGAAUCCCGCUCUCCUAAAGCCGCACGCUUGAGGAGGAGAAGCCAUUCACUUCCGAGUACGAGUCAGAGUCAGAUUGCCAGUCACGAUGAUAGUGAAAGUGCGUCUGCAGGUAAUAACACUGCCAACGACUUUCAAACCCAUACCGAAGCAAUUUACCUCCUCCGAGCUCGAACACUUAGUGGUUCCUCCGAUCCUGGUCCGCCUUCUGAGGCAUACUUACAAUCUUCGACUGAGAACAAGACUUUCGUCUCUGCUGAAGAUACUCCAGGCUCGGCCUCCGAAGGAACUAUGGCCUUCAUGAAGGCGAGCCUCCUCGACUUCAUGUCUGACAAGCGCAAGAAGAACAAAUCUAAGGGCAAGAAGAAGGGUAAGAAUGUUCCCGUCGAGGAACAUGGCGAAAAUUCAAGUACACCUGCGAAGAAUAAUACCGGGAGCAGUGUUACUGUCGAGGAGCAAGCUGGCGAACUCUCAGAGGCCUUUGAGAAAGGUAACAGUGCCGAACUCGCCCUGCGUGAGAAGGGUACCUCACAGGAUUGCUAUGAAGCUGGCCUUGCUGCAGAGAAACAGUUGAUCAAUGAUCAAUAUCCUAAUGAUAAUGCCAAGGGCAAAGGCAAGCAACGCGUCGAGGCAUUGGAGACUGAAGCCUCAGAUAACAAUACAACACUCUCUCCAUUAGAGCAGCCCUCUGUUCAAAGGAAGGUCCAUGCAGCCGAUAACGCGACUGAUGGAGCCGAAACUUCUCCAAGCAAUGAUGGAAGGCUACCUUCGAUCGAGUCAUCUCUGGGGCAGAAGAACACCGACGCUAGCAAAGCUGUCACUGAGGAGCCCAAAUCUUGCUCGGAGAAAGAUGCGACACUACCUUCAUCUGAGUUUUUAUCUGUGCAAAAGCAUGCUGACCCUAGUAAAGCGCAGACUGAUGAACCCAAAAUUCACACAGACCCCAGAAAUUCGGGAGCCACUACCUCGGCGUCUGAGCUGGCAGAACCGUCUUCACCUGAGCUUUCUGCUACGCAGAAGACCACAGACGCUGACAAUGCCGUGGCUGGAGAGCCCAAGGUUCCGACUGGGACCGAAAAUUCCAAAUCGUCAACCUCGCUCUUUGGGCAGAGCUCCGUCAAACACACAAGCCCCAUGAUUGAAAAGCUUCCUGUCCUUAUAGAAGGGGAAAUCCAGCACGACAGCGUCCCCAUUGCAGGCAGUGAGUCUCCUGUUCUCCGUGCCUCGACUCCAAGGUCCAGUGGCACAGCAUCAAACUCAACGGCCUGGACACCCAGUGCAUCUGCAUCUACUCCUCGGACCACUACCGCUGCCUCUGCACCCUCGAGCGCUCACCGCACCAAGGACAAGGGCAGAGGUAAGGUAGCAGGCAAUGUCACCGGACUAGCUCCUCCUACUGCUGCCUCUGCCUCUGGAUUAUCACCCCAAGUGAUAAGCAAUCACGCGCAUCCCUCUCCGUCCGCCUCAACCUCCAGCCGCAGCAUCUCAAGUUCUACGACGGACAUUGAACACCGCGGCCGCGGCAAGAUAACAUCCAAGAAGCCCUCAAACUUCUUUUGGCAACUCGACAGUCACGGCUUUCCGUGCGCAAAAACAGGCUGUUCUGCCCGCUGCAACCUCUGGGACGGAGCAACCGUAAUCUGUCCCAAGUGUGGCCCCUACUCAGAAACCCGGUACUGCUCGCGCGCCCAUCUGCUACAGGAUAUUAAGGCACACUGGACGAUAUGCGGACAGGCUGUUUUCACGUAUCCAUGCAAGGAAUCCACCAUUCCGAGAGACGUUAGGGAGGCUCCGCCGUUGAUUCCGUGUCUGUAUGGUUUUGAUACUCCCGAGCGCCACCGGCAGGCCGUACACUUCAAUAUGAACCACCGUGAGGGGGAUUACUUCAUUUUCAGUGACUGGGUGGACAUGGUGAAUAAGGGGGCGCUGAAGAAGAGUGAUAACGACAAGGAGAAGGUGAAGCUAAGGUGUUCAAGUAGGAUUAUCCAUGUUGUGCGCUUUGAGGAUGCCCAGGAGCGCGAUCGCUUUCGGCGAGUACUCGCUGCGGUGCUUUUUGGUUUGUCUCCCUCUGCCUCCUCCCAUACCCUCUGUUUCAAAGGCCUUUAUAAUAACUGGUAUAAAGUGACCAUCGAGAACCCUGCUAUAACUGACUACCUCUACCGUCUCAUCCGGGACCACAUCCGCUCUACAACCAACGACUCCCCAGUGAAUCCUCUAUUGUCUCUCGAAUCCUCCUUGAAAUACCAAAUGAACAAGGAAUUCUCCAUCACAAUCCAGCCCUGCAUAACUGGUAAACGUCAUGCCUGCCCCACGGACUGGACCGGCCGCAGCCGGCGCUUCUGCACGGACGAAGUCUGCCGCUCGGAAUACAAGCCCUUGCUCGGCCAGCGCAGUGGUGGGGGACACAAGAUGCGCAUUGAAGAGCUUGAGAGCAGUUACUGGAUUCUUAGAGCGGCACGCAUUACUCAUCCCUCUGUACCGAAUGCGUUGGAGCGCAUGAUUGGGAAGGGUUUCCUGGAAGAAGAUGGACACUUCGGGGUUGAGGAAGAGGAUCGUAAAAUUUACUGCCGCGGGGACGGUUGGGAUGGUGCGGGGGCCGGGGAUAUGGACAUUGAAGGGGUGACUUGCUGA
Messenger RNA from Aspergillus nidulans FGSC A4, 2943 nucleotides. RefSeq lists its product as uncharacterized. The coding region runs from base 1 to 2943 and encodes 980 amino acids. The transcript has 4 exons. The record is from RefSeq and is a predicted model, not a curated record. Lineage: Eukaryota; Fungi; Ascomycota; Eurotiomycetes; Eurotiales; Aspergillaceae.